Cylicostephanus goldi is the source of this 288-nucleotide messenger RNA. NCBI's taxonomy places the organism in Eukaryota, Metazoa, Nematoda, Chromadorea, Rhabditida, Strongylidae. The record is from the annotation of a GenBank genome assembly.
GAAGGUCUUGUUGAUACAGCUGUCAAGACAGCAGAAACUGGCUACAUGCAGCGGCGUCUGGUGAAAUGCUUAGAGGAUCUAUGUGCCAGCUAUGAUGGAACUGUGCGGUCAUCGGUUGGUGAUAUUGUCGAAUUCACCUUUGGGGAAGAUGGUUUAGAUCCUGCAAUGAUGGAGGCAAAAGACGGAAGUGUUUUGGACUUUAUGCACCAGUUAGAGCACAUCCGUAGCACGCAACCAUUCAACGAUGAUGAAGAGCUCAAUAAAGAAGAUAUGCAGGUACUUGAGUAG